Molecule: messenger RNA, 1840 nt
Organism: [Candida] anglica
Lineage: Eukaryota; Fungi; Ascomycota; Pichiomycetes; Serinales; Debaryomycetaceae
Source: the annotation of a GenBank genome assembly
UGGCUAAAAUAGAUUAUAUUUUUUUUAGAUCAUGACUACUCCAAUAGAAAUCGUGAGCGAUGCUCCCGCUGUUAAUGUAUCUGAAGAAAAAAAAAGACCUUCAUCUCCAGAAAAUACUUCUGUUGCAGAAACUAAGGAGCUGUUGAAUGAAACAGUUCAAACAAAACAAAAGAAACCAAAAGUUAUUAAGAGAAAAUAUAAGGCAAAGGAAACAGAUUCAACCUCACCACUUGGAGUAUUACAAAGACAAAUCCAGGAAAUUCUUGUUCAACAUGGACUUACUGAAACUCAAAUUUCAAAUGAUAUGAAAUCAGUUUUAAAUGAUCAAGAAUAUUUCAAUAAAUCACAUAGAAUUGUUAACGAUGUUGAAGUAUUAGAAUUAACUUCAAGCGGUGAUGGUCUUGCUAUCAUUCCAAAUCCAUUCGAUGAAGAAAAGAGACAAAUUUGUAUCAUCCCAUUUGGAUUACCUGGUGAUUUGUGUAACAUCAAGGUAUUCAAAUCUCAUCCGUUAUAUGUGGAAGCUGACCUUUUAAAAGUUAUCACUCAAUCCAAAUAUAGAGAUGACUCGUUAAUCAACUGUAGAUACUUUGGAAAAUGUUCUGGAUGCCAAUAUCAAAGUGUUGAUUACUUACAACAAUUGCAAUUUAAGAAGCAAACAAUUGUCAAUGCAUACAAGUUUUUGGCACCUAUUUUAUCUGGAAUUAAAGGUGGGCUUCCAGAAAUCAGCGAAACUGAACCAUCUCCAUUACAAUAUGAUUAUAGAACUAAGCUUACUCCACAUUUCAACUUACCAUAUACAUUACCUAAGGAAUACCCUGCAUCAGCAUUAGGAUUUGGUGCUAAGGGUAGACCAACAUGGCGCCCUGAAGCUCAAGGUGGUGAUUAUUCUGUACUUGAUAUUGAAGAAUGUUCCAUUGGUACUAAGAUCAUCAACAUGGGUAUGAAGAAUGAACGUGCCAUUUAUCAAGAAGAAUAUAAGAAAUAUAAGAAGGGUGCCACCAUCCUUCUUAGAGAAGAUACUAAGGUUGUCAAGGAAAAUGAAGACAAGAAGGAGGGAGAAGAAGAAGCUAAAGCAUCAGUUGACGGUGAAGGUAACAUAUCCAAGAUUGAAGUGGAAAUAAAUGGUGAUAAAUUAGUGAAAACUUGCGUUACUGACCCUAGACAAAUCGUUACAGAAUAUGUAAAUGGAUUCACAUUUGAAUUCUCAGCUGGGGAAUUUUUCCAAAACAAUAACUCUAUCUUGCCAGCUGUUAUUGAUUACGUCAAGAGUAAUUUGUCAAUUCCUAAUUCAAAGGAAGGUGAACCAAACUACUUAGUCGAUGCGUAUUGUGGAUCUGGACUUUUCUCUAUCACUUGUUCUGAUAAUGUUUCAAAGGUAAUUGGUGUUGAAGUCAGUGCUGACUCUGUUAAAUUUGCUGAAAGAAAUGCUAAAACCAAUAAGAUUGAGAACGCUACUUUUAUUCAUGGUAAGGCUGAAAAGAUUUUUGGAAGUAUAGAUACUCCAUCUGACAGAACCUCUGUCAUUCUUGAUCCACCAAGAAAGGGAUGCGACGACGUCUUCUUGAACCAAUUAUCGGAAUACCAUCCAGCACGUAUUGUCUACAUCAGUUGUAAUGUACACUCACAAGCCCGUGAUGUUGACUGGUUCAUCAAUAAUACUGCAAAUGGUAAGGAAUAUUUUGUUGAAAGCAUUAAGGGAUUUGAUUUCUUCCCACAAACUCACCAUGUUGAAAGUGUUGCGGUGUUAGCAUUGAAAAAGUAAGUUAUAAAUACAUAUAUAGAUUACUAAGAGUAUUUUACACUACUAUAUUAUAGAAUUUCCAUCAGUUUAUUAUUAUUA